This is a messenger RNA of Tarenaya hassleriana, 1543 nucleotides long. RefSeq lists its product as uncharacterized. The transcript has a single exon. Bases 123 to 1541 code for a protein of 472 amino acids. NCBI's taxonomy places the organism in Eukaryota, Viridiplantae, Streptophyta, Magnoliopsida, Brassicales, Cleomaceae. The record is from RefSeq and is a predicted model, not a curated record.
GUGAAUUCCAGAGCAAAGCCAAAAAAGCAACACGAUCACCACUCACUCACUAGUCGUCGACCCCUUCCCCGCGCUUCUCUCAUCAACCCCAUCCAUUUUCACACAGAGAGAGAGAGAGAGAGAUGAAGACCUCAAGCAGCGGAAGCGGCAGAGGAAUGGGUUUGCUUCUGGUUUUCUUCCCCGACCACGCCUCCAGAAACGCCUCCAUUGCCGUCGAUAACCCUUCUCUCCUUCCUUCCUCUUCUUCGCCGGCCGUGAUCCAGCGGUCCCGAUCUUCCGGUCUUCUUAUGUCCAAAGCCCAAUCCACCAUCUCCAUCUGCGCCCUCCUCCUCUUCCUCACUCUCUUCCUCUUCACUCUCUCAACUUUCGAGCCCUCCGCUUCUUAUCCCGCCAUCACUUCCCGGACCCAUCGCCGGUUUCUUCUGAAACGCGAUGUCGGUGACGAAAUUAGAGAUGCCCAUGUGCCCCGAUUCGCUCUCCAGGGAAUGGGUGCUCUGUAUUUGAGAGGAACCAAGGCCAUGCGUGAUUUGGUUGUUGCCCAUGUCGGUUCCGAAUCAACGGAGGACGAUGUCCGGUUGUUUUUGCGGCUAUUGCAUCGGUCUGGAGUCACUUCGCGAUGCGACGUCGUGUUCGUCUUCAGCUCUGCUCCGUCGGCUUCGAGUUUCGGUCGUGUGAUCCAGGAAGAGAAUGACUCGUUCUUAAGGCUUGUGGAUGUUCAUCGAAACACGAAUUCGACGAAUCGGGUUGACUGGGCAUGGGGAUUCGAUGUCACUCGGUUCGUGAAGAACCAUGGGAAGAAGGAGACAUCGGAGCCCAUAUGGGGAAAGAAAGGUGCCGGUCACCGAAUUGGAAACGAGUCGUCUUUGAACGAGACCGACACUCGCGUGCUGAGUCACGGCUCGGUCGUGGGUUUCGAUGUGGGUGAGUUGGACCCGGAAAACUCGCUAUCCGGGUUUGUGGAUCGCGUGCCGAUGAGCUUGAGGAGGUGGGCUUGUUAUCCGAUGCUUCUCGGUCGUAUCAGGCACAAUUUCAAGCACGUGAUGCUUGUCGACGCGAAGAGCUCCUUGUUUCUCGGUGACCCGUUAACCCGGGUCAGAAACCGGAGCCCCGAAUCGGUCUUCAUCUUUGCCAAGCAGAGCAAGAAAAACACGGACAGAACUCAGCCAAACUCGGUCGUUAACCCAGCGAUUCUGAUGGGUGGAGCAAGAGGAAUCAGGAGGCUGUCGAGCGCGAUGCUGACGGAAAUCGUGAGGACGACGCUGCAGCACAAGAAGAAGAACUCAGUCUCCGAGACGGCUGUGCUGAGUCAACUCGUCGGGAACGUGCACAUAGCGAAGAAUUUUCAAGUGGUCACGUCGAACGAGUCGGUGCCGGAAGCGAGUUCAGUCGCCGAGUUGAGGAGGAGAAGCUCGGCGGCACCACCGGUGAAGCGUCAUGACGUAAUCCAACGAGGUAAUGGCAAUCAUGCUGAUGUCAAUGCGGUAAUUAUGAAACAUAUUUGUUCAUGUGAAUUAGAUUCCUCUGUUUAUAUGUACUGUUAGAA